AUGACAGAGGCCGACAGCCGCGAUGGCGGAUACUUCGCCAUGGGAGAGCGCGCAAGAUCUGAAUCUCCCAACUCGAUACGUAGCGACUCCAUGUCAAUGCAUCUCGCCGAGCCGUCAGCCACCAUGGCGUCUUUGACUGCGCUACAAUACUUACCAGUACCAGUCAUUGUCUUGUCAGCGCAAAAAACCGUGGUCCUAGCAAAUGAGGCUAUGGGUCGCCUUUUUGGCAUUGACUUUGAAAGCGUUCAUCAUCUUUCCAUAUCCGAGGUGUUGCAGGACAAGACCAUGGGUGAUCUUGCUGUAGACAUCUUGCAGAACGGCUCUCCAAUCAUGAUCACAUGGGAGAGCUUUCUGGAUUGCGUAGUAGACGAUUCAAUAGCAAAUGGCUUGGAUAAGGACGGAGAUUCCCACAUGGGAAGUGGCCACACCACGCCGACUGCAGCCAAUAUGCCGUAUCAAACGAACAACAAAUCAACAGAGUCAUUGCCACCCUUGAGCAGUACAAAUCUCGCUCGAACUAUCGUACGCGACGUGUCAGUAGACGUCGUUAUUGCACCGCUCGUUUUGGGUCCCGAAGGCACGCUGCACAAGUCGGACAGGAAAACAGCGUACGAAAAUGCAAUGCAGGCAUCUUGCAUAAUCUCUGUUUGGAGUAUUGAGGAAACCCAAUAUUAUACGUUGACUUUCACAAGCGCAACAGCUGCUGAUAGUGCGCUACCACCUUCCAGUCGUGCCGUCACCCGGACAAACACAGGAGCCCGUCUCGACAAGUCACGUAGCUCAGGCUCAAGCUCUUCAUCGGGCCGUCGUUCGGGAAGUAGUUCAAAUACGGCUUCGAAAGCUGUAACGCCUACGCUACAACAACCAGAAUUCCCUCCUCGUGGCCCCCCUACCAAAAGUAAGGGUGAUAUUGGGACGGCUGCAUCCGUAUUCCAGAAGGCGACACAACUAAAAGACGCAAUAUUAAACUCCGUUACCAUGCCUGCAUACGCCAUGUGGAAAGACGAAACGUUUGGUAUCCCAAACAAGGCCCUACUGCGGCUCCUUUCGAAAGACGGAAUAUAUAUUCCUGGUGACCAAAGGGAUUUUCUUUCUCAGUUCUCGUGUUGGACCGAGGACUUCCAGCGCCUUCUCGGCAUUGACGAAUUUCCUAUUAUUGAGGUCUGCCGUACGCGAGAGAGAGUUGAGAAACGGCGCAUUGGUAUGCGACACCCGCAAACAGGCACUCGUAUCGUGUAUGAGAUCAAUGGGGAGCCUGUGUUUCAUGAAGAAACUGGAAAUUUCCUUGGUGGUAUAGUGAUCUUCAAGGAUGUCACCGAAUAUACCAAGCAGAUCGCCGCCCAGAUCGAAGAGAACGAGAAGCAGUUUGAGUACAUCGCCAACUUUAUGCCAGUCAUGGUAUGGACAACGACACCUGAUGGACUCCACGACUGGUUCUCACAACGGUGGUAUGACUACACAGGGUUAACCGUUGAUCAAUCACUAGGCGAAGGCUGGCGCCUCCCAUUCCAUCCAGAUGACAUGUCCACAACCGCGGAGCGUUGGUUUCAUUCUCUCAGGACAGGCGACGAAUACAAUACGGAAUAUAGAUGCCAGCGCUACGAUGGAGAGUGGCGCUGGAUGCUGGGACGGGCUGUGCCCUUCUAUGACGACUCUGGGCGUAUUGUUAAGUGGUUUGGCACAUGCACUGACAUCCACGAUCUGGUCCUAGCCCGUCAGGAAGCCCGUCAGACAAGAGAGCAGUUACAGCAGGUCAUUCAGCACGCAAAAAUUGUCCUCUGGGUGAUUGACCGCAACAAUGAAGUCAAGGUGAUGGAAGGAGACAUUGAACCCAACGAACGGUUUAGAAAGAACCAGUUGGGCAGAGACGUUUUCGAUGUCUUCAAUUUGAAUGACAACGAUCGGAAGCGAUGGCACGAACCUAUUCAAGAGAUAUUACAGGGUAAACAAUCAGUUGAGGUUGUGAACGGAAGAUACAUGUCGGAGGCUCACUACUACCGAACUCGUUUAGUACCGCUUAUGAGUACUUCUCGGACUGCCGGCAUUGAAGGCAACACCUUCGUGGAUGGCGUAAUCGGUGUGUCCAUGGAUAUCACAGAGCUACGAGAGAGGGAAGAACAACUGAAAGAACAGGAGAAAGAGAACUCAAGGCUCUUGGCUAAUGAAGCGGCGGCAAAGGAAGCCAGUCGUAUGAAGUCGCAGUUUCUGGCCAACAUGUCACACGAGAUCCGGACACCUAUAGCUGGGGUUAUUGGCAUGAGCGAACUGCUGUUCGACAUGAACUUGGACGAGGAGCAGAAAGAGUGCGCAGAGAACAUUCAUCGAAGCGCGAACAGCCUCCUGACUGUGAUCAACGACAUCUUAGACUUCUCAAAGGUUGAGUCAGGUCGACUGGACGUGGAAGAGGUACAGUUCAGUCUCAGCGUGGUUCUAAGAGAUAUGAUGUCUUUUGCUGCCCAAAGGAAAGGUCUGGAUUAUCAAAGUUCGAUACAAGACGAGGUUCAGGCAGAUCUCCGGGUGAUGGGAGACCCAGGCAGGUUACGGCAAAUCCUGACCAAUGUGCUCACCAACAGCAUCAAAUUCACAUCGGUGGGUACUGUGAAGCUCGCCGUAUCGAUCAGCCAGGAGUCAAAAGACAUGGUCACGGUAAAUUUCAGGGUGGAUGACACCGGUAUUGGGAUAGAAGAGGAGGUCCGGAAACGGUUGUUUCAACCCUUUAGUCAGGCAGACUCAUCUACAGCUCGCCGUUUCGGAGGAACUGGCUUAGGACUGACCAUCAGCAAGAAUUUGGUUGAGCUCAUGAAAGGGCAAAUAUGGCUGGACUCGAAGCUGGGACAGGGUACUACUGCUACUUUUUGGAUACCAUUCACCCGCGCACCAUCGCAAGACGGAGAAUCACCGUUGGUUCAUCUAGAGUCCAUCCCGGAUCGACUCCAGAGUGACAUGUCAGUUUCAUGCGGAAGCUCGGAAGGCCACACGCCGCCGUUGACACCGCAAUUACCCAACGGAAGCUUGCCAUACCCGCUCCUGAAAUCAGCCAUUCCGGAUCAUCUGAUGAAUCUCUCCGAAAGCGAAAGACAGCAGAUCCACGUUCUAGUCGUCGAAGACAACCAUAUCAAUCAACAAAUUGCGCUCAAGACCAUCAAAAAACUUCACUUCUCGGUUAGUGCGGUGUGGAACGGCCAGGAAGCAUUGGAAUAUCUGAUGCAGGAGUUCGGCCCUUCGCAUCCACGCCCGGAUAUUAUCUUGAUGGAUGUGCAGAUGCCUAUCCGAGAUGGAUAUUCUGCUACCCACGCUAUCCGGACAGAAGCACCAUGGCGCAACAUGCCCGAAAUCCGAGGUGUUCCAAUCGUUGCUAUGACGGCCAGUGCCAUCCAAGGCGAUAAGGAGAAGUGUGUUUCAUGUGGGAUGGAUGACUAUCUUGCCAAGCCAGUCAAAGGCAAGCUGCUGGAGAAGGCAAGUUACCCCAAGCCAACUGGUGGGUCCGCUAACAAUCAUAAGAUGCUUGUCAAGUGGGCUCUCGAGGGCCGGCGAAAAACGGCCAAAGACAAGCCAUCCACAACCGACAAUGAUCGACAUGGCGUCGCAGACCCAAGCUCCAAGGUGGACUUUAGGGCAAAAGAUCACCCGCGAACGGCAGGCAUGUCGGUUGAAUCUGAAACAACGGCGCAGGCACUGACCGCUGAACUUGACCGCCUCCAUUACCAGAGCGAUGCAGCAUUCGCCAGAUCCAACGAGAAUGAGGGUGAGCGGGCUAUGCGGCGUAUCCACGCGGAGGAAAGAGAUACGAAAUUGCGCGAUGAAAAGCUGCUCUCCCUAGUUGGGCCACAGCUAAUUCGUCACAACAGCUCUCAGGGGCCACAAAGCGAACCAUCGAUGCCUCUGACCGAGGCAAAUAUCGAGAAAUUAGUUCACGAACAAGACGCGGAUUCGCCCAUUACGAGGAAAGCGGGUUCACCGGAUGAUGUCAACUCAAACAGGACGAACAAUGCUCACAGUAUGAGUAACACGAGACAAUCUACCUUGACACGGCCCGGCCUUCAACAAUCUCGCCAUCAUGACAGCGAACAGACGGUCGUUGAGCACGUCGCACGAUGA
Molecule: messenger RNA, 4098 nt
Organism: Alternaria burnsii
Lineage: Eukaryota; Fungi; Ascomycota; Dothideomycetes; Pleosporales; Pleosporaceae
Product: histidine kinase hhk6p
Exons: 7
Coding region: 1-4098 (1365 amino acids)
Biological process (GO): phosphorylation; phosphorelay signal transduction system
Molecular function (GO): protein binding; phosphorelay sensor kinase activity
Source: RefSeq, a predicted model, not a curated record